AUGUUGCGUAGGUGGAUUGCCGUGGCAGCUGUUGUUGCCGGCAUCUCUGGUGUGGUUUUAGUGGCACGUGUGUGGAGAUCACGUCAUGUCGCUUACGUUUAUGACGCUAGCUUUGUUUCCAAGUAUACUGCACUUCUGGGGAAGCAGACGGAGCUGCCCAGCGAGCAGUCUGAUGAAGACGCGAGGAUAUUGGUCUUUUACGGCACUACUUCUGGCAACGCCGAGGCCUAUGCCAAAGGCCUGGUGGCUGAUUUGAGGGAACGAGGCGUUGCCGUCGCACUUAUCGACCCCUCGUGUUGGGAUUACCUCGGUCAGUACAAAUCGCACCAAGACCACGGGCAACACCCUUUUAGAUUGGGCACGAGCGGUGAAUCGCCCAUUCUGGUGUUUGUUGUCUCCACCACAGGAGAGGGGGAGGUACCAGGAAACUUCCUUUGCCUUUAUUCCGAAAUGCAGUCUGUUUUGGAGGGGGCAUUGAAGAAUGGAACGAAGCCGUUUGAUGGCUUAAUGUACGCUGUGUUUUCUCUGGGGGAUAGUUCCUACAAGUACUAUUGUCGGGGAGGGCUGGAGGUGAAAACGCUUUUGAGAAGGGGCGGAGGAACAGAGGUGCUGCCGGCUGGAUUUGGGGAUGCACGCAAUCCGUUGCGGGACGAUGUCUUUGAGGAAUGGGAAGAAAAGCUGAUGGAGGCGUUUGAGAGGCGAUGCGGGGUGGUAUUCACGGCGGAUUCGAAUCUCCCGCCCAAACCACAGUUGGUAUUUCGGUUUGCGCCGGAGAAGCAUGUCGGCGCUUCGCCUUAUCCGCCUCCGCCCUCUCUUCUUGAACCGUCCAUGCAGUUUCCAGCCGAGUUUAGGGUGCAGGCCAAGACGCCACGUACUGAGCGGCGUGAAGAUGGUUCUUUCAUCCUGCAUUUAGUUUUGAACAUUGAGGGGUACACGAUGAGUUAUCAAGCUGGCGAUCAUCUGGCUAUUUAUCCCGCCAAUCCACCCAAUGUGGUGGAGGCGUAUCGAAGCCUAUUGAAGAUCACUGAAGAAGAAUGGUUAACGCCUGUAGAACUUUGCGCAUCCACGAAUGCACGCGCUCGGGCUUCAUUGAAAAAUUCACUUCCUGCCUGUGUUGCCUUGAGGACGGUGUUUGAGCGCUACUUGGACCUCUGUGGAAGGCCGCGUAAGUCCCUGCUGCGAGUUCUAUCCAAAUAUUGCUCCGACCCAGCCGAGAAGUCCCUGUUUACGGAGUUACUUCAUCGGGGCGUGAAGGAAAAUGGCAAGGAUGGAGAAAACACCAUGCCAACAUCAUUGCUGAUGCCUUCCCAAACUUAUUUUUCCUCUUCUCACUGCCAUACUUUGCUGGAUUAUCUAAAGAAAUUCCCCAGUUGCUGCUGCAUACCGGUUGGACACUUUGUGGAGAUGAUGCCACGGAUGCAGCCGCGAUUAUAUUCCAUUGCAUCGGACAUGAUGACACAUCCCACAACGGUGGAGGCAUUUAUCCGUAUCAUUCCUGAAGGCUUGGCCUCACAGUAUCUGGGGCGCAUUGCCGUUGGAGAAAAGGUUACGGCUUUUAUUCGUAAAUCAAAAUUUCAUCUUCCCGCGAAGUGCGGUGGGCGACCGAUAUUGAUGAUUGGUUCCGGCACCGGCGUUGCGCCCAUGGUAGGGUUCUGUUACCGGCGCGAGGCAUUAAUGAAGAGGCAUCCAGGUGCUGCGCAUGGAACCAUGAUACUUUUCUUUGGGGCGCAGAGGCGUGCGACGGAGUAUUUUGUUAGGAAAGAGAUGGAAUGCUGGUGCCUCCAUGAAGAGGGAAAAAUUCAGACCCCGGAUGCACUCCCAUCUUCCUUGCUUUGCCUUCUUGACUUGGCGUUUAGUCGCGAUCAAUCCGAGAAGUAUUACGUGACCCAUCUUAUUGAGAAGCACAAGGACCAUCUUGUGCAACUUCUCACCUCGACUGAAAAGGGCGGUUGCCUUCUUUACCUUUCAGGGGAUGCAUCCCGCAUGGCGCGAAGCGUGGAACAGGCCUUGCUGAAGGUCCUACAGUGCGCUGGCAUGACUCGGUCUGCAGCGUCUGAGUUUUUGAGAAAAAUGGAACAGGAUCGUAGGUACAUGAAAGACGUCUAUUGA
Trypanosoma cruzi is the source of this 2109-nucleotide messenger RNA. RefSeq names its product cytochrome p450 reductase, putative. Gene Ontology annotation, cellular component: cytosol. The transcript has a single exon. Lineage: Eukaryota; Euglenozoa; Kinetoplastea; Trypanosomatida; Trypanosomatidae. Bases 1 to 2109 code for a protein of 702 amino acids. The record is from RefSeq and is a predicted model, not a curated record. Gene Ontology annotation, molecular function: NADPH-hemoprotein reductase activity; FMN binding; flavin adenine dinucleotide binding.